Diachasmimorpha longicaudata is the source of this 6265-nucleotide messenger RNA. RefSeq names its product WD repeat-containing protein 7 (gene Rbcn-3B). Bases 129 to 4664 code for a protein of 1511 amino acids. The record is from RefSeq and is a predicted model, not a curated record. The transcript is spliced from 16 exons. Gene Ontology annotation, molecular function: protein binding. Lineage: Eukaryota; Metazoa; Arthropoda; Insecta; Hymenoptera; Braconidae. Gene Ontology annotation, cellular component: cytoplasm.
CAUUCGAUUCCAAAAUGGCGCCGACAGUUCUCUCGUAGGUGAUUCUCCAGUGUUUUUCUACACAUUUCAGCCACUCGCGUGGAUUUAAUCGCUCGCCGUCGUCAAUCAUCAGUUCUGGUUGACUCAAAAUGACGGCAGGCCCGAGUCUGGUAGUGCCAAUAGUGCUCUGGGGCCGGAUAGCACCGACCCACUGCAUAUCAUGUAUUUAUUUAUCGAAAGAUCAGAAAACACUUGUCACUGGAUGCUACGAUGGGCAAAUCUGUCUGUGGCAGGUCGACCCAGACACCUUAAAGAUGACACCUAGAUGUCUGCUGGUUGGACACACAGCACCCAUAAUGUGUUUAAGUCGCGCCAGUGUCAUAAUGGAGCAGAACUACAUCGUAAGCAGCAGCGAGAGUGGAGAGAUGUGCACUUGGGACUUGGUUGACGGAAAGUGUCGUGAAGCUGUUAAAUUAAAUAAUAUCCACACACAGAUGCUUCCUUACGUCUCUGCUGGGGGAGAGGACGUUAGGUUAUUUUGUUCUGGGUAUUAUCCCGAAGUAUUGGUGAUGGAUCCGUUUAGCCUGGAAGUACUGUUCACCCUGAGUUCUCGUGUAAAUCCCGAUUGGAUCAGCGCACUGCACGUACUACGGCCGGCCCAACGGAAAGGUCGGUUCUACGUGCACACAAAUGACGUGGUUCUUGCUCUCACCACAACUGGGACAGUCAAAGUCUGGACGCUAUUGGGACAUGAGAAUCGUAAUAGUGAACCACUUUAUGAACACGAGAGCAAGCAGAUCAGGUGUCUCAAUGCUCUCGCCAUGACCUGCUGUCCUUAUAAUCAGAGGACUGUUCUCAUCGUUUGUUCAAAGUACUGGCAGAUAUUUGACGCCGGAGACUUCUCAGUCCUCUGUUCGGUGACAGCACGACCUGGCGAGCGAUGGAUGGCUGGUGAUUUUUUAGCUGCUGAUAGAGUCAUCGUGUGGAGCGACGAGGGACACGGAUACUUGUACAAAUUACCUUCAAACAAGCUGAAGGGCAAGGCUCUCAGCAGUAGUGUGGCAGACAACACGAACUUCCACCAACAAUCCACUGACAAUGAUCAACCAUCGUUGUACAGUAUUUUGACACAGCCAGGGGAUAAGCCACUGUCAUGUCCCCCCGCAAUGCGCCUAGUCACAGUUCAGCGUCAAAACAAGACUGUCAAGUACUUACUGCGAGGUGACAGCGAGGGUGUGGUGAUUUUGUGGUCAGUGCCAGAGGUGACUUCUCAGCAAUUGAGCCAGAUAACCCACAAUGCGAAAACGGAGUGCCCGACUCUGGCUCCCACUAUAAAGACGAGCCUUGAGACUGCUUGGGAGGAUAUGAAACCCCCACCUGUUGGAAUUCUGGAUCAGUUGGACUCUGGAGAUAAUCAUGGAAUCAAGUUGACGGCUUGCAUUUAUCUUCCACAACAGAGCAGACUGGUAGUUGGUCGCGAGGACGGAAGUAUCAUAAUCGUUCCGGCGACGCAAACAGUGAUGCUUCAGCUUCUCCAUGGAAAUCACCAACAGUACGAUGACUGGCCACCCCACCAGGUACUUGUGGGCCAUUCGGGUCGUGUGAAUUGCCUCCUGUACCCUCACAGUGCCGCCCCGCGUUACGACAAGGCCCACCUUGUAUCAGGGUCCGUUGACUUUGCAGUGUGCCUCUGGGACCUCUACGCUGGCACAUUGAUUCACAGAUUCUGCGUCCACGCCGGUGAGAUCACCCAGCUGAUGGUUCCCCCCGACAACUGUAGCCCCAGAAUCCAGAAGUGCGUGUGCAGUGUCGCUUCGGACCACUCGGUGACACUUCUCUCAUUGGCCGAACGAAAAUGCGUAGUCCUUGCUUCGAGACAUUUGUUUCCAGUUGUCACUAUCAAGUGGAGGCCUCUCGAUGAUUUCAUGAUCAUUGGAUGCUCUGAUGGGGCGGUUUACGUUUGGCAGAUGGAGACUGGACAUCUGGACAGGGUUCUUCAUGGAAUUAUUGCUGAGGAGGUAUUAUAUGCUUGUGAUGAAAACACUAUCGCAGCAUCUGGGGGCUCUGCGGCCGGUGGGGAACUAGGGCUGGCUAAUCCUGCUGUUCAUUUCUUCAGGGGUUUGAGGCACAGAAACUUAUCAGCAAUUCGCCACGCAACUCAACGAGGCCUCCAUCAGCUCCAGCAGCUUCACGGAGGGCAUGGAAGCGAUCAUGGUAAUCAGAUCAAGACCAAAGGAGCACCACUGAUGAUCCAAGGAUUCCGGAGCAACCCCAAAGAUCCAGAGAGCCACAUCAUGUUCUUCGACAUUGAGGCCUUAAUAGUACAAUUAUUGAGUGACGAGUAUGGUGCCAUGUCUCCUGGAUCACUGGAGGCACAGGGGUUGAUAUCUGCCUCUGAAUAUCAAAAAGUAGCAGCAUUGACCCAGUCAGCAAGUCCCGAUGCCCAUAAAAAAAUUGCAGACUUUUUCGGUCGUGUUAAGGAUAAAGCUGGAGAUAUGGAGAGAAUCCUCAAGGAGAAAGAUCGGCACGGUAUUUUGGCAAAAAUGAAGGAGGGUGCCGAGAAUGUUCACACUAAAUUGCAGGCUAAGGUCGAGAGCGUUGGCCUUAAACCGUCAACACUCGAUGGUGAAGGCUGGAACAACAGCGACAGCUCCAGAAACCCCUUGAAGAGGAGUGGAACGUUCAGCGAACCCAACAUCACCAUGGAGAUCGCGCAAGUAUUACUGAGUCUUCUACACGCCUGGGGCAUGGAUCCAGAUCUUGACAGAGUCUGUGAGGGUAAACUAGGACUCUUGAGACCUAUGGUUCCAGUGUCCUUUGGAGUUUUGUCUAAAGGAGGAUAUAUGUCUCUCCUCCUGCCAACCUGGCAGACCCACCUGGAGCCAGCAGGUGAGCCGGCCACAAAACUGGAGCAGCGUCUCCCCGCAGAGUUGGUCCACCAGGACCGACUAACCAAGGCCUUCACAGCGCGUGCUCACUGGGAACUCUCAACGACCCUCACCAGUAAUCAUCUCCUCGCAGUAGUCGCCCUUGCCAACACUCUCAUGUCCAUGAAUAACGCUACCUUUGUUCCGGAGCAAGAACGCAAUCGUAAAAUGCAUCGACCUGGAAAUCGCGCUGGAGUCAACUGGAAUAAAGCUGAGGAAGAGAAUGAGGAGAUGUUCACGGUGCAACAGGCGCAGAUAAAACAAGGUUGGAGCCUCUUGGCGACGCUUCACUGCGUCCUCCUGCCAGAUAAAGUGACUGCCAUGGGCGGUUCCAAGACAUUCAAGCGUCUUCAAGUAGAGAUGAUGGCGAGGAGAUGGCAGCAUCAGUGUCUUGAGGUGCGGGAGGCAGCUCAAGCACUUCUAUUGGCUGAACUCGGAAGAAUGGGACCAAAGGGAAGGAAAACCCUGGUGGACAGCUGGUCUCAGUACCUGCCGAUGUAUAGCACACAGGAGUCGAUAGUCCCCCAGCCCCAAAAUCACUCACCCCCUUCAGGCAGUCCUACUCCAGUAGUGGAGGCCCAUCCCGAGGAGGAGGAUGAGGAGGAGGAGCUGGCAGAGGAAAUGUGUGCAACGAGAAAGCCAUCGAGUGCUGCAGAACUCAAGAGAAAACAGACGACGGCUGUUGUUCUUCUCGGAGUCAUUGGUGCUGAAUUCGGGCAGGAUGUUGCUGCUAAUAAUCACAAACGCGAUAAUGAUCAAAGAAGAAAGAGCUCGGUGGUAGAGGGCUUUGGUAUUGGGAACAAUAAUCUCGCGAGAUUGACCAGCAUGGCUCUGAUGCAUCUCCUUCAUGCUCCAUCAUCAGCCAAGCUCCCUCUCCACACUUCCCUGAGAAGAGCUGCCAUUGAUCUCAUUGGAAGGGGCUUCACUGUCUGGGAACCGUAUCUCGAUGUCUCCAAGGUACUACUGGGGCUUCUGGAGAUGUGUUGCGAUGCUGAUAAGCUCGUUCCCAGCAUGACUUAUGGACUUCCACUGACUCCAGCUGCUGACACAUGCAGAACUUCGAGGCAUGCCCUGACACUUAUUGCUACGGCUAGGCCUGCAGCCUUCAUUACCACCAUGGCCAGGGAGGUAGCGAGAUUUAAUACACUUCAGCAAAAUGCCCAAACUCUUAACGUUAAUUUAGGGGCGAGUGUUCUUGCAAGGGCUAAACCAGAAAUUCUGAGGAUUGUUGAACAGCUCAUUGAUAAAAUGCAAAGCGAAAUGAGCGAACUGCUGGUUGAGGUAAUGGAUAUCAUUCUGCACUGUCUUGAUCCAGGUCAUUUGAAGACAAAGCCACUCAACGAGGUUUUCCCAGCUGUAUGUAGAUUCAAUCAGGUCAGUCAUUGCUCAGCAACGAGGAGAAUUGCUGUUGGCAGCAGAAGUGGACAGUUGGCACUGUAUGAACUCCGGGGGACUGUCAAAUGCCAGACUGUCUCGGCACAUCAAGCCCCAGUUACUGCCUGUGCUUUUUCACCAGAGGGAAAAUUCUUAGUCAGUUAUUCAUGCACGGAAAACAAAUUAUGCUUCUGGCAGCAAACAAGCAGUGGAAUGUUCGGCCUAGGAAAUUCCCAGACUCGUUGUGUAAAGUCAUACAGUACAGCACCAAUAAACGACGUAGCGAGGUUGAAUCCGAUGCGGCUGGCCCGUUUAAUCUGGAUCAACAAUCGUACCGUCACCCUCAUGUUGGCUGAUGGCUCGGAAACACGUUUCAACGUCUAAAUAAGUAAUUAAUAAAUAAAUCGACCAGGAGAAUAAACGAGAAGAGAAAUAUUCUUUACAAAAGAUUCUAUUUCUCAAUUGCUAGUUCAAUUUGUUUCUCUCGUCGGCUGACUGGGCGAAUGCAGGAUAGCAAAGGUAAAUUAAUGAACUCACUAGUGAAUUUUUUUUUUAAUGAGAUAUUAAAUGCUGAAAGUAAAUACCAAAUAUACGCAGUAAUGUAUAUAAAAUGUUACGGACGACAGUUCGCUGGCAUCGAAGGACACAUCACGUGGAUUUCAAUUAUUGAAAUUUUGUUAGUUUUCUCCCACUCAUUGUUCAGUUCGUCAUUUCAAUUUUUAAGUAAGAUUGUUAUUUAUUUGCAGUAUGUAUCACAGGUUGCGUGGAUUCUACGUUGAAUGAAGUGUAAAAAUUUAAUGAGCGGGCUGUUAACAGUUCAAAGCAUCAAUAAACUAAUCCUGUAAAUUAAUUAUGCGAAAAGAUAGACAAAUCAUUGAUUUGAGGCAUUCGUAAUUGGGCAUCUGCUCUAGUAAUACAUGAAAAUGAAAAUAUUUUUCAAUAAAUCGAUGGUUUCCAAUGAGAAUUAUGAAUACUAAAUUGUUAAUUGAUUUCCAGAAAAGAUGUUUAAAGACUGUUAAUUUUCUUCUGCAAUCGCUUGCUCUCGUGUUGAAUAGGAGAAUUUUUGAAAAUUCAAUUAAAUUUUUCAUUUUAUUCAAUCGGGAAAUUGUGAAACCACUGAAGUUAUUUAUACGGAGUCAAUGAAAAACCUAAACCACCGACAAUAAGAGGAAGGACUAAAGUACCCUGUAAUAUAAUUAUUCUGUUAAUAUUUAAAAACCGAAAGGCUAAUUUACGUCGGUAAUGUGUGAUUACUCCCUCAUGUACACCAGCUAAAGUCCUAAAGUAUUAUACCCCACGUGUCUGUGUAAAACAUUGAAUUAUUGUUAUGAGUAUGGAAAAUGUUAUAUAAUUGUACUUGUCCUGUUACCAGGCGACACUUUCCGGUUUUUGAUAAUUAGUGGCUCGUCGAUAGUGCCAUUAUGCAAUCAAUUAUUCCUUGUCCAAUUGGAUAAAUAAUGAUUCGAUUUUUUUAUGUUGAGCAUUCAAUUGGGCAGAUUUUUCUGUGAUUCUAGAGCACAGUAUCAAGACUUGCUCAUUCAUCAGAACAUUUUCCGAAAAUUGGUAUCCAUAAUUCAGGAAAAAGAGAUUAUUUAUACAAUUUUAGCGAUAUAGGUAAAGUCUUUACUCAGAUAACGUCGACGGGCCAUUGAUUCAAUCGCACUUCACUAAGAUUUAUUCUAUAUUCACAUUGAUAGACACGUUGAGAAUCAUCAAGGGUUGUUUUGCAAUUACUAGAUCAUUUUUAAUGUCAAGGAACACAACCCUCGGAUUAACUAUCUAAAAAAUUCGUUAGCAGACUAUUUCUCCACUUUCAAAUGGUCAGUGAAUUGAUGUACAAUUGAUCGAACUGUGAAAAAAACACGCUUCUAUGCAAUUACACUUUUUCAUUGUUAAUGAUUAUUAUAAUGAUGAGACAAAUGUAUUUAAUGUAUUGAUUAUUAAUAAUGUAAUGUCCAUGAAAUAUAUUAUAAUAUAUAAGAAGU